AUCUAAGGAAUGGGGAUGGAGUUCAUUAAUGCAUAGUAGGAGAUUCCUGUAAAGGUUUUCUCGUGAAUGAUAUUUAUAUUGUUAUGGUUGAGGUUUCUUGUAAAUUGAUUGAAAAGAAGUGAUCAAAAGGUGGCCUCAAGUAUGAAAACUGAAGCAGAACCACAUGUAGAUUCAGAUGUCAAAGAUAUGACGCUUGUGGAAAAGACGAAUCCAGAAGCUAAAAAUUGUGAAAAUAUUAUGGAACAACCCUCCUCAGAGUCGAAAGUUGUGGAAGAUCCAAAAGCUGAUGAAAUUAUUCAUUGUUGUUGCAAUUGCAAGAAACAAGCCUCCUCAAAGGUGAAAAUUGUAGAGUAUCUAGAAGCUGGGCAUCCAUAUAAAACAAGAACACAAAAACACGGUGGAAUUCUUUUUCUUCAUGAGGACAUUGGAGGCUUUUGUGUUUCGAAAGCGCAAUCAUACUUGUACAAAAAGAUAUGGUUGAAAUAUGGUCAUAUCGCAUCCGGGGAAUUUGCUACAAGCUUAUCAUAUGCUAGCCAAGUUUGUAUAGUCAAUGAUAUUAUGGAUUCUGUAAUAGAAAUGCAUCGUUCUCGUUAUGUUGAUGUAUCUGAUGAAAUGAUUGAUUCAUGGGAGAACAAGAUAAAGAUGGCUGAAAAUCUCAAUUUCAACAUUGGAUGGCUUCGACAACAGUUUGAGAAUGUUAAAGGAGUUGAGAAAUUCAACAUGGGAUUAUUGGAGCAUGGUGAUCCCUUCCAAGAUGCAAAGAAGAGAGUUACUGUAGCAGAAAAUCAUUUGAAAUGGGAAAAGGAACGGCUGAUGACCUUGAAAAAUGAAUUGCGGUCGAAGUUACUUGCAUUGGGAUCAGAGUCAGACCUGGAAAAGUACCUGGAGAAUACCGACAACAAACUGCUUGACGAAAUGUUUUGAAUGUUAAUUAGGUGUUUAUUCUGUGAACUUCUAAACUAGUUUAGAAGAAAAUCAGAAUACGAAUAAUU
Papaver somniferum (opium poppy) is the source of this 992-nucleotide messenger RNA. RefSeq lists its product as uncharacterized. The transcript is spliced from 2 exons. The record is from RefSeq and is a predicted model, not a curated record. Lineage: Eukaryota; Viridiplantae; Streptophyta; Magnoliopsida; Ranunculales; Papaveraceae. Bases 142 to 924 code for a protein of 260 amino acids.